Messenger RNA from Eruca vesicaria subsp. sativa (arugula), 1288 nucleotides. The record is from the annotation of a GenBank genome assembly. Lineage: Eukaryota; Viridiplantae; Streptophyta; Magnoliopsida; Brassicales; Brassicaceae.
UUAAACAGAAAUAUAUAAAUAUUAAAUAAAAAAGAAAAUAAAACCUAUAAAUAGACGUACAUACAUCUUACAUAACCUCAUAUUAGAGAAACAGAACAAAUCCUAAAGAAACGAAAUGAUGUCAUUUUUCUCCAUAAUUUCUCUUCCGAUUCUUCUCCUCUCUCUCUCGUCGGCGGUUAUCUCGAAUGGAGAGUCUUUCCAGAAACUUCCGGUGCCGGAAAAUAGGUCAGGCCCUGAAGCUUUCGCCUUUGACUCCACCGGAAAAGGGUUCUACACCGGAGUCUCUGGUGGUAAAAUACUCAAGUAUACUCCUGAGACGGGUUAUGUCGAUUUUGCACAGAUCACAGAAUCAUCGAACUCGUCAUGGUGUGAUGGAGUCACUGGGACGGCUUUAGCCGGAAGAUGCGGUCGACCUGCAGGGAUAGCUUUCAAUGAGAAGACAGGUGAUCUCUACGUCGCCGAUGCUCCGUUGGGUCUUCAUGUUGUUUCUCCCGCAGGUGGCUUGGCUGUAAAAAUCGCCGACAGUGUUGAUGGAAAGCCCUUUACAUUUCUCGAUGGUCUUGACGUUGAUCCAACUACUGGUGUCGUCUACUUCACCUCCUUCAGCUCACGCUACUCCCCAAUCCAAGUGUUGAUUGCAUUGGGAUUAAAGGACGCGACAGGAAAACUCUUCAAAUACGACCCAUCAACAAAGGUCGUGACCGUAUUGAUGGAAGGUCUAAGUGGCUCAGCUGGCUGUGCCGUGAGCUCAGAUGGGUCAUUCGUGCUAGUUAGUCAGUUCACAAGGAGUAACAUCAAAAGGUAUUGGAUCAAAGGACCUAAAGCUGGUUCAUCUGAAGACUUCACAAACUCGGUCUCGAACCCUGACAAUAUCAAGAGGAUUGGUUCUACUGGAAACUUUUGGGUGGCUUCGGUCGUGAACAAGUUUGUCGUGCCUACGAACCCAUCAGCAGUCAAAGUCAACUCUAAUGGUGAAGUGCUUCAGACUAUUCCUCUAAGAGAUCAAUUUGGGGACACUUUGCUUAGCGAAGUUAACGAGUUCGAUGGUAGUUUAUAUAUUGGGACUCUCACUGGUCCUUUUGCUGGUAUUCUUAAGCUUUAAAUUUGUUUAGACCUCCGAUGUGAGGCCGCCUGUGUUUACCAUAUAUGUGAAGUUUGUAUUUAUAACUGAAUGUUGAAAGGUCACAACUAUGUGUGGCCUGUUUGUAUUUAUAUUUAAAAUAAUAUGUUUUUAUUCUUUCAAAUUCAGCCUAACAGUUUUAUUUUUUAAAUAAGAAAAAACUUAUAU